AAAUUUGCUAAUGUCUUCUUAAUCAUUCCAAUGAACUACUUCAUUUUUGCUUAGUCGGUGGGAUGACAUUGAUCUUGAUAUGUUUCAUCACAAUAAUUUUCAGUCUGAAUGUUUAACUUGCCGCACAUCUUUGUAUGAAUUUUCUCCUUUUUUGCAAUGAUGGAAUCAGUUGCUUGUUUGAUUUACCAAAUGCAAUUGGACGGUGGUGAACCUCUGAAGCUGUAAAUGUUGAUGAUUCUGUCUUCUGCAGAAAAAGUCAUUCUGUAUAAACUACUGAGAGCUGGAUACUUUCUCUUGAUCAGAUUGCACAAUUUAAAAUCUUUACCGAAUCCCCGUAGUAUUCUACUUUCAGAGGUUACAGCUCAUCUCCACCUCCAUCUACAUUUCCUGUAUUUUCUCCUGAUGGACAUGUAACAACACCUCCUGUCUCACCUGGGAACAUGUUUGAAAGUGAUGCACCUACUCCAUCUCUUCCGAAAGCUGCAGAACCUCCUCAUGGAUUGCCACCUCCCGCUGCAGCACCAUCACUCCCAAAUGUGAAUGUCCAGCCACCAAAUUUACCACCAAGUAUCCCAAGCUUUUCGAUACCUCCCCCAUCAUAUCCUAGUGGAGUUGUUCCGGCCUUGCCACCAAGCCCACCUAAUGGAACUUCUGGUCAUGCUGAUUAUCCCAGUCCACAGCUUCCAGAAGCGCCUCUAGCUUCUCCACCGAGAUUAUCUCCACCACCAACAAGCCCUGAAAUAGUACCAGUAUCCCCUCCAAAAUCCGAUCAACCCAAGGCCCGAGAAGCUCCUUCACCAUCAACUACCCCAGUAUCAAGUGCACCCGCACCAUGGAGACAGCCACAAACUCCACCUCCAACCUACCCAGUCACUCCCAAGAUAUCACCAUCUGUCUAUCCGGUUCCAGUUGCAUCAUCUCCAAGCAAGUCAUCAGGGAUUUCGCCAUCACUUCAACCAGUCUUUCCGAGAAUACCUCCAUCUAGUUCACCAGAUCCUCAUCUAUCUUUUGCACCACCGCCUCUGUCUAGUGUCAAUUGGAAAGGAACUCCUGUCGCUGCCACUCCAAAUGGUACAAGCAACCAGCAUUCAUAUAAUGCAUCUUCUCCACUUUUAUCCCCAAAAGCUCCGGCCAGACCAAGGUUUCACUCCCCUGCAUUACAACCUCCUGCCUCAUUCAGAAGACAUUAUCAUCGAAAUAAUCAUACGUUUAUUCAUAUAGCUCCUCCUCCUGUUCCCACAGAAGAUCUUAGGCCCCAAGGUCCUCCACCCUCUAGUUCAGGCUCCCCUACAUCCCCAAGUCCUCCUCCUCCUCGUCCUCUGAAAAUCCAUGAAUCUCCUCCACCAUUUCCUUUGAUGCGAAAGAUUCCUCCAUUUCAAGCAUUGCCACCACCACCUCCUAAUCAAGAUUGUACAUCAUUGACAUGCUCAGAGCCGUUGACCAAUGCUCCUCCUGGAUCUCCAUGUAUUUGCGUCCUUCCCAUUCAAGUUGGGCUGCGCAUAAAUGUAGCAUUGUACAAUUUUUUCCCGUUGGUUUCUGAGUUUGCUUCAGAAAUAGCUGCUGGAGUUUUUUUAAAUCUUAGUCAAGUUCGUAUUAUGGGAGCAAAUGCCGCCGGUGAUGAUCCGGAAAAGACAAUUGUCCUCACUGACUUGGUACCCUUGGGAGAAAAUUUUGAUAGUGCCACGCCGUAUCUGACAUAUAAGAGAUUCUGGCUCAAAGAAGUGGCCAUAAAGUCUUCAUUCUUUGGAGAUUAUGAAGUUCUAUAUGUUCGUUAUCCAGGUCUUCCCCCGUCUCCACCUUCUGCACCAUCUUAUGGCAGUACUAUUGGUAGCGAUCCAUAUUCUGCUAGGAACAAUAAUGGUGCAGCCUUAAAGCCAAUUGGGGUAGAUGUGAAAAGAAACCAUCACAAACGUGGGCUAAGUGCGAGUGUUAUGGCAAUAAUAGUUUUGUCUGCCUCUGUUGUUCUGCUUUUCUGCUGUGCUACCGGAUGGAUUUUGGUUUUGAAAAAAAGAGAGAAGCUUUACCAGGUGGACCCAACUCCUCCAGCUGCAAUACCUUCAUUAAAGAAAACAUCAGGGUCAACAAUUGGAAGUAGACCAAAUUCUGUGUCACUAUCUCAUGGCUCUAGCCUACCUGCAUAUAAUGGAUCUGCAAAGUCGUUCAGUCUAAAUGCUGUGGAAAGAGCAACAGAUAGCUUUAGUGAAACAAGAGUAAUUGGUGAAGGUGGUUUUGGCCGUGUUUAUAGUGGCAUGCUUGAAGAUGGGACAGAAGUGGCAGUCAAAGUGCUUAAGCGAGCAGACCAGCAAGGUGGUAGGGAAUUUUUGGCUGAAGUGGAGAUGCUUAGUCGCCUUCAUCACAGAAACUUGGUCAAGUUGAUAGGUAUAUGUACAGAGGAACACACUCGCUGCUUAUUGUACGAACUAGUACCAAAUGGCAGCGUUGAAUCUCAUCUACAUGGAGUUCAUAGGGAAUCUUCACCACUUGAUUGGGGUGCUAGGCUUAGGAUAGCUCUUGGUGCUGCUAGAGGUCUGGCCUAUCUGCACGAAGAUUCCAACCCGCGUGUCAUACACAGGGACUUUAAGUCGAGCAAUAUCUUGUUGGAACAUGAUUUUACACCAAAAGUGUCUGAUUUUGGGUUGGCUCGAACAGCACUUGACGAAGAUAAUAAACACAUUUCAACCCGUGUGAUGGGAACUUUUGGGUAUGUGGCUCCAGAGUAUGCAAUGACCGGCCAUCUUCUUGUAAAGAGUGAUGUUUACAGCUAUGGGGUUGUACUCCUUGAGCUGCUAACUUCCAGAAAACCAGUAGACAUGUCUCAACCACCUGGUCAGGAGAACUUAGUCACUUGGGCCCGCCCGCUUCUUACAAGUAAAGAAGGAUUAGAAUCCAUCAUAGAUCCAACACUUGGACCAGAUUUUCUUUUUGAUAGUAUAUCAAAGGUAGCUGCUAUAGCUUCAAUGUGUGUCCAACCUGAGGUGUCAAACAGACCUUUCAUGGGUGAGGUUGUCCAGGCAUUAAAACUGAUCUGCAACGAGCGUGAUGAAACAAAUGAAAUCUUCUCCAGAAGUAGCAGUGCGGAUGAUCUCUCCGUGGAGGAUGCUGGUACUAGUAGCACCCCCGACCACUCAGGUGUACAAUUCCCACGCGAAUUCCCUGUCCCUAAUUACCCGAGUGACAUUGAUGUUGAAAGGGGAUUUUCCACAUCGGAUUUGUUGAGUUCAUCGGCAAGAUAUGCAAUGCAAGCUUCUGGAUCUCAUUCACCCAGGAGGAAUUCGAAUUCAGGACAUCUAAGCACAGGUAAAACCAGACGUCUCUGGCAGAAAAUGAGGCAUUUAUCUGGUGGCACUGUAAGUGAGCAUGGCGGAAUGUUCAGGUUAUGGCAUGGAUCUCGCUAA
Oldenlandia corymbosa var. corymbosa is the source of this 3395-nucleotide messenger RNA. The record is from the annotation of a GenBank genome assembly. Lineage: Eukaryota; Viridiplantae; Streptophyta; Magnoliopsida; Gentianales; Rubiaceae.